Apodemus sylvaticus (European woodmouse) is the source of this 936-nucleotide messenger RNA. RefSeq names its product olfactory receptor 5W2-like. The record is from RefSeq and is a predicted model, not a curated record. The coding region runs from base 4 to 936 and encodes 310 amino acids. NCBI's taxonomy places the organism in Eukaryota, Metazoa, Chordata, Mammalia, Rodentia, Muridae. Gene Ontology annotation, cellular component: membrane. Gene Ontology annotation, molecular function: olfactory receptor activity; odorant binding; G protein-coupled receptor activity. The transcript has a single exon. Gene Ontology annotation, biological process: G protein-coupled receptor signaling pathway; sensory perception of smell.
AAAAUGGAUAAAGAAAACUGUUCUUCCUUGCCAGACUUUUUUCUUUUGGGAAUUAGUAGUAAGUAUGAUGUAAAAGUGGUUUUAUUUGUGGUGUUUCUGGUUGUUUAUCUCACUACUCUUCUGGAAAACGUGGGAAUGAUCACAUUGAUCAGAAUGGAUCCCCAGCUACACACACCAAUGUACUUCUUCCUCAGCCACCUCUCUUUCUCUGAUCUCUGCUAUUCCACUGCAGUUGGACCCAGAAUGCUGGUAGACCUAGUAGCCGAGAAACAUUCAAUUCCCUUUAUUGGCUGUUUUCUGCAGCUCUUGUUUGUCUGUAUCUUUAUAGAUGUUGAAUGCAUGCUGUUGGCAGUGAUGGCUUUUGAUAGAUACAAGGCCAUCAGCAAACCCCUUCUGUAUGCUGUGGACAUGUCCAGCAAGGUGUGCUACCAGUUCUUAAUUUUAAUUUACCUUGCAAGUACUGUAGAUGGUUUGAUACAUACAACACUGGCAUUUAGUUUAUGUUUUUGUGGCUCUACUCAGAUCAAUCAUUUUUUCUGUGAUUUACCACCAUUAUACCUCCUCUCCUGUUCUGACACACAAGCAAAUGAGCUGGUUGUAUUUUCUCUUUUUGGCUUUAUUGAACUGAGCACCAUCUCAAGUGUCCUGGUCUCUUAUUGUUACAUUAUCUCAUCAGUCUUAAAGAUCAGCUCUGCUGGAGGACGCUUCAAAGCUUUUUCCACCUGUGCCUCUCACCUGACUGCAGUUGGGAUUUUGCAAGGGACCAUACUCUUCAUGUAUUUCAGACCAAGUUCUGCCUAUUCUCUAGACCAAGAUAAAAUGACAUCAGUUUUUUAUCUCCUUAUUAUCCCAAUGAUUAAUCCUCUGAUUUACAGUCUACGGAAUAAGGAUGUGAAAGAGGCUCUGAUUAGACUCAGAAAUAAAAAUUGGUUUUAA